Molecule: messenger RNA, 2207 nt
Organism: Hippocampus comes (tiger tail seahorse)
Lineage: Eukaryota; Metazoa; Chordata; Actinopteri; Syngnathiformes; Syngnathidae
Gene: scnm1
Product: sodium channel modifier 1
Exons: 8
Coding region: 237-995 (252 amino acids)
Biological process (GO): RNA splicing
Cellular component (GO): nucleus
Source: RefSeq, a predicted model, not a curated record
UGAUAAAUGAAGCCAUUAUCGCGUUACAAUGUAGUUGUAAGGUUUUCAAACGUAAAACUCAAAAUCGAACGAAUAGCUGUUUUAUUUUUCAAAUCUGAAGCUAUCCACUUUAGUUAAAACCUUUAAAAACUGAAAAGCCAAAUGAACCAUUACUUUGAACGCCACAGUACGCUAGCUAAGUUAAUAACGUGUUACUAAAGUACUGUUUCAACAUCAUAUGGUAGUGCGAUACAAACAUGUCUUUUAAACGGGAAGGUAACGACAAGAGUCAGCUAAAUAUCCUCAAGAAACGUCGCGUCGCAGAUCUCCUGUCAAACUUUAUACCAGAGGACGAAGCAACACUUCUGAGCAAUGGAAGAUACACUUGUCUUGUGUGCAACUACCGCCCUGUGUUCGACACAGUCGACAUGCUGACAGUCCACAGGAAAGGGAAAAGGCAUCUAGAAGGUUUGAAGGCAUUCUAUGGGAGGAAGGCCCAGCUGAAGCACGAAAUAACAAAAAGGAAACAAGAAAAUUUAAUCGAAGCUGAAGACCAGCGGCAGGAAGGAUCCAGUUCAGCAGCUCCUUUAUUGGCACGAACGAGGAAGCUGACCCAUCACGCUUUGCUGAGGACGGCCCCAUAUAACAGCUGCCAUCAAAGAAUUAGCAGAAAAACUGUGAAAGGCCCAGGAAACAGCCGAAGUCCACUUGAUCUUGUGGCGUCACCUUGCGGAGCUACGGAGUCAGCUGAUGUUUCGAGCAUGCCAGGGAGUGACCAGUCACAUUCAUCAAACACCACAGGAGGGCGUCCCCCGUCUGCGACGCCAGCAUCUGAGCCCAUGUCGGCCCAGAGGAGACGCGAGCUGGAGCAUUAUCUCAAACUGAAAAGCGACGGAUGGCUGCAGGACACAAGCGGCCGCUGGGUUAAAGACGGCGACGUGGAGUUUGAUUCCGACGAGGACGAGCCUCCUUCGCUCGCAAGCGUGCCUUCAGGGGACACCUGUGAAGAGCCAUGAGGUUCCCUCUCUCAAACCUCAAGACUCACACUUCCUGGAUAGCUGAGAUUCUCCGAUAUGAAAUGUGACGCCUCCCUUGCCCCGAGUGUACCCCUCAUAGUUUCUGCAUGAUUCCCGCUCAGCUUAAGUGUAAACCUGAAGUGGACGAGCUGGUCGGGUGCUAAUUUGGGGCGUGAUUCCUCCAGUUAGCAUCGCGCUCAGCAAAGUGGCGGUAAAUUAGAGAAGCACGCGAGGGUCAGGGGAGCUAAGUCAGGGGGUGCGGGGAGGAGAGGGGGUGCUGGACACUUCUCAAUGCCGCUAAUGUGCCGAAUGCAUCGUGCAUCCAGGAGGAGUCAUUCAAUACAUCCAGUUGUCAGAGGCAAUCGUCAAACUGCGCCAUCGUAGUCCAGAGUGGUACAACACCGCCAUCUACAGGAAUCUGUUAGUCAUUACAGUGGUUUACAAACCUGAAUUUCACAGACCUCUUCCUCCAGCGCCUGCCUGUUGGAAAAACAAACUUGACGAAUAUAUACGUCGGUGGCAGUGAACUGUUGAAUUCCAAUUGACAAAUAUAAAUGUCCAUGGCAGUGAAUGUUUUCAUGUGCAAACUGCUGAUGACACAUGUGAGUACACCCCUAAGUGAAAAUUUCCAAAUCGGUAUCAGGAGUAAUAAAGCCAAUCCCAGAAGGGAAACAAAUUUAAAGAGCAAAACUUUGAAAAGCUCAAAUAGUGGUCGCCAUGGAACUCGGCUGGCCAUCACUUUAAAGGAGAACAAAGAUGAAAAACAUGACGGGCAAGGAAGAGAAGGAAAUGCCAGCCAUGUUGUGGAAAUCCUGGGAGGUUAGCAGCUGUUACUACCCAUAAAGCGCCGAGGGUGCAAAGGAGUUCCUCUUCUAUGUGGAACGCCGUAACUGAAGCCCGGCCGUCCGGAUCUGUUUCACUUUGCGUCCCGGGAGGAUAAAAAUAGCUCAGGUGCUUGUGGGAAGUGCUUGGAUCAAAAGUGACUUAAAGGAGAUUUGCAUGAUUAAAAUGAAACCUUAGAAGGUUGUCAGGAGACCACAUGCCAGAGGUGAGGACAUCAUGGAAUUAGGGAUGGGCAAAAUGGCUUUCAAAUAAAAUCUUGAUUUUAUGAACAAAAAUCAGAUUUUUUUUUUUUUUCACCCCUCCCAAAUUUUAAUCACCCAGCUGGUCUUUUGUUGAGGGUACACAUACCUCAUUUUUGUGUGUUCUGUU